GGGGGGAGGACAUAAGGGAGUUUCAGCGCAAUGAAAUUUUAAUUAAUGUGGGUGGGCUGAGAACACCACCGACUGUUUAUGAUGGACAAUUUAUUUCCCAGUGCAAAGUCAACAUAACAUAGCAAACGUACAACAAUUAUUAACAUUUUCUGGGGCCCUCAUGAGGCUGGGGAGUCAGUCAGUGGAGGAGAGGAGCUCCGGGAGCAGGCUCAACUUUCCCCGGGACACACUUCGGCGUCAUGACUCUCUACCACGGCCGCCUGUCAUCGCUCGGAGUGCCGUCCUCGGCUCUGAGCCUCUCCGGUCCCCCGUUGAUCUAUUUGUACGGAGGGGACAGCGGAGGGGUUGUGCCGGCUGGCUUGAGUUUUGUGCCGGCCCGUCAGGAGCCCCCACAGAAGCCGCCCUACAGCUACAUCGCGCUCAUCGCAAUGGCCAUCAAGAGCGCACCGGAGCAGCGCGCAACGCUCAGCGGCAUCUACCAGUUCAUCAUGGACCGGUUCCCCUUUUAUCAUGAUAACAAGCAGGGCUGGCAGAACUCCAUCCGCCACAACCUCUCCCUCAAUGACUGCUUCAUCAAGGUGCCCAGAGAAAAGGGACGGCCCGGCAAAGGCAGCUACUGGACGCUGGACACCAAGUGCCUGGAUAUGUUCGAGAACGGCAACUACCGCCGAAGGAAGAGGAAGGCGAGGAACCAGCAGGAGGCUGUGGACUCCAAAGCCACUGGACAAAAGCGAUUCAAGGGUCCGGGAUCAUGCAAGGACCCUCGGUCCUCUCCGAAAAAUCACACUGACUCGGGGAUAGCAGUGGUGUCAGCAAGGCAGAAUGAAAGGAUGGAGACACAACCAGACGCAAAGGCAGUUCUUGUCGAGUGUAACCACACCGAGCAACCGCAAAAUCCCUCCAUACAGAGACUGAAGGUGUCCCAAAACCAGGACACGCUGUCGUCCAGCGAGACGAGGCGUGACGCGCCCGAGCCUGAUCCAUGUCCCGCUCCGAGACACGCUCCGCUGUGGAUGGACGGCGUGCAUCUCCUCGGCGCGUCCCUCCGCCGGGAGCAAGAAGAGAGAAGGUCAACAUUCAGCGGAAGAGAGAGAGGUCCGCUCUGCGCAGUCAGCUGCGCAGGAAACACAAAUCUGACUGCACUUGAGCAGGACAGACCCAAAGGAAAUGUCCCGAGCAGGGACAAACUGAAAGGGUUUAGCAUCGAGAGUAUCUUGUCGAAAGGUGAAGACGAAAUGCGCAGCAGCAUCCUCGGAUUGUCAGCCGAGUCCGGCGUAGAGCGCCAAAGUCCCGCUUUCAGUUCGUCUGUGGUCCUCGGGGCUCGGCCUCAUCACUUGUACCAGAUGGGCUUCCCCUUCUGCUCUUACAUGUCACUCACCUACCCCGACAAAGUACUGCAUUUUAAAUGAGUACAAUUCUGAAUUUAAAACUCUCCUGAAUUUUACGCACAGAUUCGUAAAAGUGUAAAGUCUGUUAUUAGCUUUGCAUGAUGUGUUACUAUGAGACAGGUUAGUGUUCUGCUCUUUUCAGAAUCUCUGCAAUCUGCCACAUAUACAGUAAUGUUCAGAGUAUGACAAAGAGCACCAGGGAGGCCUUUAGAUUCAUUUUUACGCAUGCGCAAUUGUCAGGUUUGUGAUUAUUUUCCCAAACUGUUGCUCCUCAAACUUUUUUAGUGCUUUAUACAACAAAUGGUAAAAAUAUACAAGGAUGUUGUGAUUAUGAUGUGAGUAUUUAGGGGAAGCUCAUAUGUAAAGUAUUUCUCUCUUCAUCCAUGAUAUGAAAACCCUCAGAGAAAGUGUGUUUGAAUAAUUUAAAGUUGAAUUUUGAAUGUCAUGGCUGGGCCUGUGCAGCCUACACAAUAACGUGGAACUCUGGAGAUGUGUAUAAUAUGAGAAAAAAUGUUUAGUACUCCAAAAUGUAACCAAAGGCUAUUUUGCAUUCCACUCUGCUCUGAAUUUCAGAAUAAAAUUUAGUUUGGUAACAAAAUGCCAGCAUGAAGAAUUUAAAAUUGUGAGCCAAUAUAGAAAUACUGACAUGUCACCCAAAUGUACAGCUUUUUUAGUUCAUUAACAAAAAAAGAAAAAAAAAAAUCAAAAAACAAAAAACCCAAGAAAGGAGAAAAAAAAACAGUUAACCUAUAUCACUGCAUUUUCUUUUCACUUCUGGGCCUCUUCAGGAGACUUAGACUGAAACAGGAAAAUCAUUCUUGUGCUGAGCUCAUCACAAAUUGCUAUUAUAUUUUAAAUCCACAUACAUUUUGUGGUUCCACACAUGGGGGUCCUAUGAUAAUAAUGAUAUUGAUAAAAGUGAUAUAUUCAUUCGCUCAUUUUAUGAUAAGAUAAUUAUGAGGUUGAGGUAUUUCAUGUUGGUGAACUAAACAAAUACAAUUAAACAAGUCACUUUGAUACUAGAAAUACUGACCCUGGAUCAUUUUGAGAGUAGCAGCAUUCUUUGAAAUAAGAAGACAAGUUGACAGAAUGACUUCAUGCUUAGGAGCAAACUUCUAAGUAACAUCUUUAAGUAAAUUUGUCAAAAAAAGAGAGUGGAAUGAAGAUCUACUUAUUAGCUCUUCACGAGUGUCCAACCAAACCUCAAGGUCUCGCUCAGCAUGUGAACUUUGCUCAGCUGCACUCUCCAUCUGCACUUCUGUUUUUGUCAAACUUCUAUUUCCGUGGUCGAGAAUGAGCUUUGAUGCUCAAAGUCAGUGAAGUAUGAAGAAGCUGCAACAUGGAUCAUCAAACACCCCAGACUAAAAACUUGAUCACGUAACCUUAAAUGAUAUGUGAAUAACCAUAAGACUCCAUCAGUGUGGUUCUCUUUUUUCAGUCGUCAUAUCUAGUAAAAUCUGAUGGCACUGAGAGUCCUAAAUGGGCCUUUCUGAGCUCCAAUUUGCUGCAGAAUGACACCUGCAUGAAAUCAAAGAGCUCUGCUGACAGCACCAUUACAAACAGAGAGCAACCAUGUCUAAAUAUAGGCCUAUAGCUUAGACGCACGCUCGUCUGAGAAAGCCCGACUGUGUGAGGCCAGUGCUUUGCAAAUGAGGAAUGUUUGUUGAAAUAAAUAAACUUCCCCACAUUUGAGGAGAGGAACUCACAAUCACAAGCAUUUCCUGUGUAUAGGAUUCUUUUGGUCAGACGUGUAAAUAAAACAUGAUGAAAACCUCAGAAGGGAAAGAAUGGAGGAGAGGAUGAGGGAGGAGAGGAGAGGGAAGAAAAGAAGUGAGAAUUAUCGGCUUAAUGUGCCACUUUUUCUCUGUGGGAGCUGGGUGCACUUCAUGCUAACACAUGGACCACUGCAGCUGGUUUCCACUGGCUCCUCAUCCUCAACUAACCUCCAAGGCCUUCGAAAAGCUAAGCGAGUUAAUAAAUGACGGUCAUCUGAUGGUGUUUUAACAGUAAAAGAUCCUCAUGAGAAAUCGUCUGAAUCGACGGGAAAUCCUCCCAGUUUUAUUUGUUAUCUGAGAAAACAAACUGUGCUGACGGCUUGUGGUCAACCGUCUUUAACAUACAUCAACCAUUAGCACCAGAGUCAGCUCUCCAGCAGGGACAGGGAUGUCCUUUUGGCAAGGCAGCAAAUAUCAAGAGACCCCCCCUUAAAUUGAUCCAAAAAAUGACUAUGCUUCAACAAGCAACCACACACCACUGUCCAAAAUCAUCACUGUUCAUCAAUCUUAAUCAUAUCUAAACAAAUUUCCAUCAUUAUCAGUACCAGUUCUAGCGUUACAAUGUAGGCUAACGCAACUCUGUAUGUAGUUUGUCCAAGCGGUGUUGCCGUACCCUCAGCAGAAGCAGUUACAUGACUCCUGUGAGCAGGAACAAUCAGUGUCAAACUCUGUACUGUUUUUGUGUUACUUUCAAACGCAUUAAAAAGUAUAAGAGGA
Molecule: messenger RNA, 3880 nt
Organism: Scatophagus argus
Lineage: Eukaryota; Metazoa; Chordata; Actinopteri; Scatophagidae
Gene: foxl1
Product: forkhead box L1
Exons: 1
Coding region: 240-1409 (389 amino acids)
Biological process (GO): anatomical structure morphogenesis; regulation of transcription by RNA polymerase II; cell differentiation
Molecular function (GO): DNA-binding transcription factor activity, RNA polymerase II-specific; RNA polymerase II cis-regulatory region sequence-specific DNA binding
Source: RefSeq, a predicted model, not a curated record